GUUAACUGUAACUACAACGGGCAGGGCGGAACUGCUGUUCGCAGUAUGCCGAAGGAAGACGGAAAGUUAGACAGAGUUACAGUUUAACUAAAUAGCUAAGUAACUUGUCAACAUGUCAGUGUGCUAGGUGAAACCCCCGGUUUUUCGACUUUGCGACUUGUUUCUGGUUGUCUGGGAGGUGUUUGAACUUCCCUCACAUUCUCCACAACGUAUUUUCACGAAGGGAGGCGGCGGUGGAGCGCUCGGCAGCCAUCUUUGGAGCUGGGCUGGGAGUGGGAUUCGACUAUUCUGGCACCCCAGAUACUUCGAGGGUGGGGAUUUUAACCUACAAUUAUUCGUAAAUGUGCUCGUUAUAAUCGACUGACAGCGUCACGAACCGCAAGGAUUCAGUGUUCGAAAUUACUGCGCCGGGGAUGAAACGGGAAGAAUACUUUAUAAUCCCAAACUGUUUUGAAUUACACGACAUUCUCUACAGUGCUGAAACCUGGCCUGUCAGGAGAGGCUCUGAACACACAUGAGACCACUGUCCUGCAGAUGAGCCAUCGGUGGGGGCUUUCAAGUCGCUGUCGCAGACCCAGAUAGUUCCUGGCGGCAGCGGCAUUGCCCCCCCCCAACUCCCCAUUAUGCCCAACAGCAGUCGGGCGGGGAGCCUGAAGGACCCCGACGUUGCUGAGCUCUUCUUCAAGGAGGACCCAGAAAAGCUCUACUCAGAUCUGCGUGAGAUUGGACAUGGCAGCUUUGGUGCUGUAUAUUUUGCACGGGAUGUGCGGACAAAUGAGGUGGUGGCCAUCAAGAAGAUGUCUUACAGUGGAAAGCAGUCCACUGAGAAAUGGCAAGACAUAAUCAAAGAGGUGAAAUUCCUGCAGAGAAUACAACACCCAAACAGCAUAGAGUACAAAGGCUGUUACCUGCGAGAGCACACGGCCUGGCUGGUGAUGGAGUAUUGUCUGGGCUCUGCUUCUGAUUUGUUAGAAGUUCACAAGAAACCUCUGCAAGAAGUUGAAAUAGCUGCAAUUACCCAUGGUGCUCUUCAAGGGUUGGCUUAUCUUCACUCCCACAACAUGAUUCACCGAGAUAUCAAGGCGGGGAACGUCUUGCUGACGGAGCCGGGGCAGGUAAAACUAGCGGAUUUUGGCUCUGCCUCCAUCGCCUGUCCUGCCAACUCCUUUGUUGGGACUCCAUAUUGGAUGGCCCCAGAAGUAAUUUUAGCUAUGGAUGAGGGCCAGUAUGAUGGAAAGGUGGACAUUUGGUCUUUGGGAAUAACCUGCAUUGAAUUAGCUGAGAGGAAGCCUCCACUGUUCAACAUGAAUGCAAUGAGUGCCUUAUACCAUAUAGCACAGAAUGAGAGCCCCAUGCUGCAGUCUAGUGAAUGGACGGAUUAUUUCCGAAACUUUGUAGAUUCUUGCCUUCAGAAAUUCCCCCAGGAUAGGCCGAACUCUGAGGAGCUUUUAAAGCAUGCAUUUGUCCAGCGUGAGCGACCAGAAUCAGUUCUAAUAGACCUGAUAAGUCGGACUAAGGAUGCAGUGCGGGAGCUUGACAAUCUGCAGUAUCGCAAAAUGAAGAAGCUCUUGUUUCAGGAAGCCCAUAAUGGCCCCACAACGGAGGCACAAGAUGAAGAUGAGGAGCCAGAACACAGCGUGGGUAGGACGGGUACAGUGAACAGUGUUGGGAGCAACCAAUCCAUACCCAGUAUGUCAAUCAGCGCCAGUUCACAGAGCAGCUCUGUCAACAGUCUAACUGAUGCAGGCGAUGACAAGAGCGAGGUGGACGUUGAGGGAGGCCACACAGUCAUGUCCAACAGCUCGGUAAUACACCUCAAACCGGAGGAAGAGACGUAUAAAGAAGAAUCGGAGCCUAACACCCGGCCAACUGAGCCACAGUCCCCGCCUGUACACACUCCGCGGCCAAAACGGAACCGCGAACACUUUGCUACUAUACGCACAGCCUCUGUGCUCACUCGCCAGAUUAAGGAGCAUGAGCAGGAUUCUGAGUUAAGGGAGCAGAUAAUGGGCUACAAGCGCAUGAGACGGCAGCACCAGAAACAGCUGAUGGCUCUGGAAAACAAGCUGAAGGCUGAGAUGGAUGAGCACAGACUCCGCCUGGACAAGGAGCUGGAGAACCAGAGGAAUAGCUUUGCCCAGGAGAUGGAGAAACUGAUCAAGAAGCACCAGGCGUCCAUGGAGAAAGAUGCAAAAACCUUUUCCAACGAUGAAAAGAAGUUCCAGCAACAUAUUCAGAGUCAGCAGAAGAAAGAGCUCAACAGCUUCCUUGAAUCCCAGAAACGGGAAUACAAACUUCGCAAGGAACAACUCAAAGAGGAGUUGAAUGAAAACCAGUCAACACCCAAGAAAGAAAAGCAGGAGUGGUUGUCCAAGCAGAAGGAGAACUUCCAACACUUCCAAGCUGAGGAAGAGGCCAACUUGCAGCGCCGACAGAGGCAGUAUCUGGACCUGGAGUGCCGCAGGUUCAAACGGAGGAUCUUGAUCGCCCGCCACAAUAUUGAACAGGACUUAGUGCGUGAGGAGCUAAACAAGCGUCAGACCCAGAAGGACUUGGAACAUGCCAUGCUUCUUCGGCACCAUGAGUCCAUGCAAGAACUGGAGUUCCGCCAGGUCAGCACCAUCCAAAAGACCAGGGCGGAGCUCAUCCGUCUGCAGCACCAGACGGAGCUCACCAAUCAGCAGGAGUACAACAAGAGGAGGGAGAGGGAACUUCGACGCAAACAUGUUAUGGAGGUUCGCCAGCAGCCCAAGAGCCUCAAGUCCAAAGAGCUACAGAUCAAGAAGCAGUUCCAGGACACAUGUAAGAUCCAGACCAGGCAGUACAAAGCACUAAGAAACCAUCUGUUGGAGACCACGCCAAAGUCAGAGCACAAGGCUGUCCUUAAACGGCUGAAGCAGGAGCAGCACCGCAAACUUGCCAUCCUGGCAGAGCAGUAUGACCACUCCAUCAAUGAGAUGCUUUCCACACAGGCGCUUCGUCUGGACGAGACUCAGGAGGCUCAGUGCCAAGGCCUACGAAUGCAGCUACAGCAAGAGCUGGAGCUUCUCAACGCUUACCAGAGCAAGAUCAAAAUGCAGACUGAUGCCCAGCACGAGCGCGAGAGGAAGGACCUGGAGCAGAGGGUGUCACUCCGAAGGGCCCUACUGGAACAGAAGAUUGAGGAAGAGAUGUUAUCCCUGCAGAAUGAACGCUUGGAGCGAAUCCGGAGCCUGCUGGAACGUCAAGCCCGAGAAGUUGAGGCUUUUGACUCCGAGAGUAUGCGCCUGGGCUUCAGCAACAUGGUGCUAGCAAACAUCUCCCCAGAGGGCCUCAGCCACAGCUUUCCAGGGGCUCCAGCAAGUUGGAGUCACCAUCAGCAGCAGCAGCAGCGGCCAUCCGGGAGCUCUCCAGGGUCCCACUGGGGCAGUGUUGGUUCGGCCGCAGGGGCGAGCCACCAUGGCAGCCAUCACAACUAUCACUCCAGUCCGGGAGGGGCACCUAUGCAGCAAUGCUGGGGGCAGGGCAUGCAGGGAGGUGGGGUUCCAUCACCGUGGGGCCACCCAUCGGCAGGAGCCCUGUCCCGUAGCAGUGGAGGUGUACAGAACAGCCCCCAAGCAAUGGGGAGGACACCCUCAGGAGGGCGCAGUGAGCAGAGCAUGAGCAGGAGUACCAGUGUCACCUCUCAAAUAUCUAACGGGUCACACCUCUCCUACACAUAGAUCCCCCAUCAGCCCUGGUGUUGGAAUUUGAGCGUGGAGAAUGUAGAAUCCAGUAACCCCCCCCGUACAGAUGUGGAUGUGCGAUGAAUUAAAUGUUGCUCAGGUCGAAAAGGGCCCACAAAAAGACGCAGCCCAUCCUCACGGCAGUUUAUCGGCACACGUACAGAUCCUUAAAUUUAUGUUACAUAAGCAAUUUGAGUGUCAACACAAAAUAGUCCCAUUUGCUUUUAUUUACAGCUCGCUCCUGCUAAAGUUUUAAAAUAUAUGUUUUGUGCUAUCCACAGCCAUUGCUCUCAUUUUGCACAUGAAACACUGUUGAAACGCCUUUGACGUGUGUUAACAAUGUCCUAAGAAAUGUGGCAUCAAACAAUCACGGUAUUCUCAUUUCAUUUAGGAGCCCCUCUCUUUCACUCACCCGAUUCCUAUUCAUUCACACACUGGUCAGUUUUGCUGGCGAUUGUUAAAACCGCAGCAGACCAGACUAAAGCUGCUUUGCUGUUGUGAUGCCAGCCUGCUGUAAUGGUCCUUGUGAGAAAUGAGAUGCCUCCUUCUACUCAGUAGUUUUAUUUCACCUGAUUUCCUGGUCAUCAGCCAAAAUGAGACUUCAGCAAAUUCAGAGCCAAAUAACCUAAUGUUAGCAGUGUUAGUGCUCCAACACUACUACAGUGCCUUUUUAAACCUUUUUUGAUUAAAAAAAAUCUGUCUCAGAUGUUUAUAGUUUAUUUUAAAUUGUAUCAUUAGUGCCAGUGUAUGUUUAGUUUGAUUUUAGUUCCAGAGGUCCCGAAUACUUUUCUCAGAUUAUUAUAUUCACUGUGUGUGCAGUAAAGUCUUAUAAAUGGUGAGGAAUAGAAAAUUGCUUUAGCAGUAACUAUAUAUUGAGGUCUUUGGAGUUGUGGUACUCUAGGGGAGAACUUGGAAACCCCUGCGUUGCAGAGAAUGUCCUUGGACACAUUCACAGGCGGAAUUGUGAGGGGGAAACAAUUUGCGAGAUUAAUUUGAGAUUAAUUUGCCUUCAAAAACAAUCCUAGUAUUGAUCUGUUGAUUUUUAUUAGUGCCUUUUUAAACUGCUGCCUUGUUCAAAGCACUUUAUACAGCGGAAUAUGUGUAAAAUUAAAACGUUACUUCUGUUUGCAAAGCACCUGGUGGAGGAGUGUUUUCAUCGGUACGCAUGUACUUAAGUUGAGGAGUCGAGCCAACCCGCGCUGUGAUUUUUUUUUUUUUUUUUUUUUUUUUUCUUUCGUCGUGUAGCAAUUUCACAAGUAGAGACAAGACCUAGUGUAUGCAAACAGACAGUAUGCAAGUGAAAGCAUUUCCCCCCUUUCUGCAGCUUUUACUGUGUGUUGAAACUAAAGCUGCUCCUCCUCUCCUCCUCUGCGUUUCAUGCUAGAGGAUGUGAGGAUGCUGCAGGCUUUUUAGUUAUGUUUUUGAAUACAGUUUCCAUAGAACAAAUUGAACUAAGUCUGCGGAGGAGAGUCUAUUAUGUGCAGCAGGUGGAAAGGUUAAGGCAAUUAUCAUGACCAUAACAGCAGGCUUGGCACCAACAAGAAAACUACAACACUGUUGAAAAAUGUUGGGGCCCAGUUAAGUACACUAAAAGUAAGGUGCUAUGUCAUAAUUGUUACACCAUCUCAUCGAGACCCAAAAACAAGGGUGACUGAAUCAAGCACAUGCUCACAUGAUGACAAUAUAUUAUAGAUACAUGUAAAUGUAAAAUUUGAUUCAGCGCACUCUCUGGGAAAACAGCCAAAAACAAAAAAAUGUGGCAAAAAAGCACUUAGGUAUUCCUUUGAUAGCUCAAGCAGUUCCUCUGAUAAUGUGUCUCUGCUCACUCCCUCCUCUCUGGUUUGUGGUUGAAAUAUCAUUGGAGAAACACCCUUUAAACCCUGUAACAGCCUCUCUGUUCCACUUUGGCUUUCAAUUUCUAUAUCCAUACGGAGACUUUAACACAUUAUAUUGAAAAGGCCAUUAAAGUUAAUGAUCUAGAGAUAAUAACGAUUUAUGCUUCCUUGAAAUACAAAGCUGGAGUUAAAUGUGCAUAUGUGUAUAUUUUAUUAAAGAAAACGUAUAAAAACUAAACUCACAUUUAAAGUAAAAUAAAUUCUAAAACUAACUUUAUUUAACUGACAGACCACACUGAUGUUAGCAAACCUUUCACUCUCAAAGUGGUUUUGAGUUGUCUGGACAUAGCUCGAUGAAAGAUAUUCUUGGUUUUGUGUACACAGACCGAAUUUCUCAUAUGCAUAUGUUUGCUGUCAUCUUCUUAAGUGGCACUUCUUUAGUCAGGCGGCCAUUUCUGAGCUUUAUCACGGCAAAAUUUGUUCUCCACCACUGCACACGUUUGAUAAUUUGUCCCCAUUCCACUCAGAAUCAGAGCCACCUUUUCAGAGGCUGGCUCUUUCUGAAUGUCAUAAUGUGAUAUAUAUCACAUUUGAGGACACACAAAAUGCUUUUUCUUAAAUAGGUGGGAUGUUGAUUUUCCACGUGUAUAUAUCCUAUCCUUGAAAGUAUGCAUUAUAUGAAGUUACAUAUGGUUUAGUCCCAAAACUUAAUUUUUUUUAAUGCCAAGUAACUGGUUAAGUUACUGUAAUACAGCAGGUUAUAUUUAUCAUUUCCUUUCUGAUUUAUGGAUAUUUGGUGAAGAAAAGGGGAAUGUAUUUAUCAUGAUCAGAAUCUUACCUUUAGUCAAAAGCCAAGGCCAAGUGUUUGAAUGUCAGGCCAAUCAAACCUCACCUCCAUGCCAACCUUAAGUUUGUGUGCGCAACUUUUGUUCACUUUCAUGUCAACGUUGUGUGUGAGGGCGUCUGGAUACUGUUAUCAAUCAUUGUCUGUUAUGAGACCUCUCCACAACCCUGGAUUUUAUUUUAUUUUAUUUUAUUUUUUGCUUUAACUUUGAUGUCAAAUUUUGUCCUACUGACUGAAAGCUUAUGGGAUACCGAUUGAGAAACGGCAACAACAAAAAAUGGCGAUCCUUUCUGUGGUCAAACACUGUGCCAUACCUGAGUUGCCAAGCCAACAUGCCACUGCAUUGUCUCAUCUCCAUGGUUCACCCAUCAGUAGGCGGAUGGCAUGAAAUGUAUAAAAACAAGUUGGUUCUGCUCUAGGGGCCAAAGUGAAAAGGCUUGAAAAGAUGUUGUGGUGACAGGCAAAUUAUGAAAGAGAUUGCAUUUCCUUGAAGAUGUCAGUAUUCUUCUUUGGCACAUUACCACUACAACCCAUAACCUGUAUUAAAAUGUAUAGAUGGUGGAACUUGUUAUUGAAUGUCAGAGAUUAUGAAGAUACUACAUAAGAGAUGGUAAAGUACUAAACGUGGAUUUAAAUUGUGUACAAAAGAUACAUUAAACAGAAUAAAAAUAGGAUCAAAUUUACUAUUUUGUUUGUAUAAUAUUUACCAUUGUGUUGGCAGAGGGAUAUUGAACAGAAAUCAGCUGUAAUAAAGUAAUUUUAGUAUAA
Messenger RNA from Etheostoma spectabile (orangethroat darter), 7151 nucleotides. RefSeq names its product TAO kinase 1a (gene taok1a). Gene Ontology annotation, cellular component: cytoplasm. Gene Ontology annotation, molecular function: ATP binding; protein serine/threonine kinase activity. Bases 624 to 3701 code for a protein of 1025 amino acids. The record is from RefSeq and is a predicted model, not a curated record. Gene Ontology annotation, biological process: regulation of cytoskeleton organization; protein phosphorylation. NCBI's taxonomy places the organism in Eukaryota, Metazoa, Chordata, Actinopteri, Perciformes, Percidae. The transcript has 20 exons.